This is a messenger RNA of Lutzomyia longipalpis, 1251 nucleotides long. RefSeq lists its product as uncharacterized. Bases 1 to 1251 code for a protein of 416 amino acids. The record is from RefSeq and is a predicted model, not a curated record. Lineage: Eukaryota; Metazoa; Arthropoda; Insecta; Diptera; Psychodidae. The transcript is spliced from 2 exons.
AUGCCCACACUUGAAGAAUCUACAAAACGCAAUUACAAGGCCCUUCGCAAUGCAUUCUUUACUCAUCCAUCGGAUAGUGAAAAAUACUUCAUUAUCAGUGGGGAAAGUCUCAAGGAGAUGGAUAUUUUUGAUAUCCAACAAGGACUACAGGAUAUUUCAAAGGAUAAAUUUAAGACAGCCAUGCGACUCCAAAGUGGGGAUAUCCUAGUACAGACGAAAGAUAUACACCAAAUCAACGCACUCAAGGCCACCAAAAUUUUUGGAAAGGAGAAGAAACCGGUUUCUAUAUCGGAGAACGGUGUAUUGAACCAGUCCCAGGCAAUCAUCAGAUGCAAAGAGUUGACGCGUGUUAAAGAGGAGAGAAUUAUUGCACAGAUGGGAGAGCAAAAUGUGAUUGGAGUACAGAAGAUUAAACGGAAAGAUAAUGGACAAUGGAUCAACACUGCAACACACAUUUUGACCUUCAGCACUCCAACAUGCCCUGCUGAAGUAAAUGUUGGAUAUUUGACUGUGAAGACCGAGAUCUACAUUCCAUCACCAUUCAGAUGCGUCAUAUGCCAGAAGCUGGGGCACACCAAGAAGAGAUGCAACUCAAAGAAGAAUCGUCCGAAGUGUGGAAUUUGUGCUCAAGAGUCACAUGAGCCGGAUUUCAUCUACCCAUGCAACCUGCCCAAAUGUGUGAAUUGUCUUGGUGCCCACCCAAGUCACAGCAAAGCCUGCCCAAAAUACAUCGAGGAGAGAGAAGUGAAUGCAAUCCGCGUCACCCUAAGGAUCCCAUACAAUUUGGCGAGAGAGGAGUUGAAGAGGAGGAAGGGAGUUCCCAACCCCAUCCUAAAUUCCUAUCCCAAUUCCGUUCCUUCUAAAUCCAUCUCUUAUGCUCAAACAGUAUCAAAAUCUGAAGGUACAAGCACCGUUAGCACCGAUUCAUUAAUACUUGCUUCCCCAAAUUAUUCAAAAAUUCGCACACCAAAUUCCACCAAUGCUCAAUGCAAAGAAAUUAGUCAAAAUUCUCCUGAAAUUAGUCAGAAUAAAAUCCAAUUCACCCAAGAUUCAUCGCAGGCUAUGUCUGUUGAGGUUGAUGAAGAUCAACCUGUUCCCUUCCCUCCCCCUGAUCCUCCUCCCUCUCCUCCCCUAUCCUUCCAUUCCUAUUCCCCCUCUCCUUGUUCCUCCACUGGAGGUUCUGAUCGUCCCAAAAAUUCAAGAUUCUCUGAUGAAGAUGACCAAAUGUUAAGUGACGAUAAUGACGUCUAA